Messenger RNA from Rosa rugosa (rugosa rose), 1640 nucleotides. RefSeq names its product probable beta-1,3-galactosyltransferase 8. Gene Ontology annotation, cellular component: Golgi membrane. Lineage: Eukaryota; Viridiplantae; Streptophyta; Magnoliopsida; Rosales; Rosaceae. Bases 158 to 1417 code for a protein of 419 amino acids. Gene Ontology annotation, molecular function: hexosyltransferase activity. The transcript has 8 exons. The record is from RefSeq and is a predicted model, not a curated record.
UCCAUACUUCAUCUUACUUUAAUUAAUUUCAUCUCUCAUGCAUAUGAUCAGCAAGGACUCUAAUCAUCGCGGGCGGGCAGCAGGGAUUGCGGUAACUUAAUAGUUUGAAAAGGAUUCGUGGGACAAGCUCAUCAUCAUCCGACCAAUAUCCAUCAAAAUGAGGGGGAAACAGGUUUCAGGAAAGGCGAUGCUGAUUCUAUGUAUUGCAAGUUUUUUUGCAGGAUCACUGUUCAGUACUACAAGCCGCACAUGGAGUAGUACUAGUACUAGUCUAGAUAGUGAUGAUGAUCAACCUAAUGGCGGCCGUGAAGCUCAUCCAUUUCCCAUCGUUUCCAAGUACCACAUCCACAACCACCUAGACGAAACAGCCAAUUCCAAAGGGGCAGCAGCACUAGUCACACAAACUAAUUGCAAUGAUGAUCACAAGCGAAAACUGGUUGAAGGAAAAUCUGGUGAUGAUAUUAUGGGGGAGGUGGCAAAGACUCAUCAAGCUAUCAAAUCACUGGAUAGGACAAUUUCAACACUGGAGAUGGAAUUGGCGGCAGCUCGAGCAUCAAACCAGAGAAUGAGUUCAUCAUCUAAAUUUAAUCCUAAAAGACAGAAGGCUUUUGUUGUCAUCGGAAUCAAUACCGCCUUUAGCAGCAAGAAACGGCGAAAAUCAGUUCGAGAAACCUGGAUGCCUACAGGAGGUGAGCUGAAUAAGUUGGAGAAGGAGAAAGGGAUCGUAAUACGGUUUGUGAUAGGACGGAGCGCGACUCCUGGAGGGUUACUUGACAGAGCGAUUGAGGCAGAAGAGGCGGAGCACAACGACUUUCUUAGGCUCAACCAUGUGGAGGGCUACCACGAGCUCUCCACCAAGACCCGCCUCUAUUUCACCACCGCCAUCUCCAUUUGGGAUGCCGAGUUUUAUGUCAAGGUCGACGAUGAUGUGCAUCUCAAUCUCGGUAUGCUAGCGACUACACUUGCAAGGCACCGGUCCAAACCCAGAAUUUACAUUGGUUGCAUGAAGUCAGGCCCAGUUCUAUAUCAAAAAGGGGUGAAAUAUCACGAGCCGGAGUACUGGAAAUUCGGGGAAGAAGGGAACAAGUAUUUCAGGCAUGCCACCGGCCAAAUCUAUGCCAUCUCUAAGGACCUCGCUGCCUACAUUUCCACCAAUUUGCCCAUAUUGCAUAGGUAUGCGAAUGAGGAUGUGUCGCUGGGCUCAUGGUUUAUUGGACUUGAAGUUGAGCACAUCGAUGAACGUUCUAUGUGUUGUGCCACCUCUCCAGAUUGUGAACGGAUGGCACAAGCGGGGAAUGUUUGUGUGGCGUCAUUUGACUGGAAGUGUAGCGGGAUAUGCAACUCGGUUGAGAGGAUGAAAGACGUGCAUAACUCAUGUGGCGAAGGAACUGGAGCUGUUUGGAACCUUGACCUCUAAUUCAUUCGCAUUAUGAUCCACGGAUGACUUGAUGAAUUUUUCCAAAGAUUUUGCACCUGUUCCUCUUUUGUUUUGUUGACGUUUAUCUAAAUUUUUGCUAUUGUUCAAUAAAUCUGAGGAUUAUGCAAACAUAAAAUGUAUACAUAGAAUUUGAAUUUUUACAAAGGCAGACAACGGCUUCAGCACAGGAAUAGACCACCAUAACAGGGAUAUGAUGUCUAAU